Messenger RNA from Cyprinodon variegatus (sheepshead minnow), 629 nucleotides. Its product is annotated as T-cell surface glycoprotein CD3 delta chain-like. The record is from RefSeq and is a predicted model, not a curated record. The coding region runs from base 120 to 626 and encodes 168 amino acids. The transcript is spliced from 7 exons. Gene Ontology annotation, molecular function: transmembrane signaling receptor activity. Gene Ontology annotation, cellular component: alpha-beta T cell receptor complex; external side of plasma membrane. Lineage: Eukaryota; Metazoa; Chordata; Actinopteri; Cyprinodontiformes; Cyprinodontidae. Gene Ontology annotation, biological process: cell surface receptor signaling pathway; positive thymic T cell selection.
CUUCUCCCUCACAAAGAGACAGACGGAGACGCACCGACAGCAGGCAGAAACUAAGUCGUUGAGCAGCCGAGACCAAACACUUCUUUGGUUUAAGAAAAGCAGCAGAGAGGUAGAUCACCAUGAAAUAUCAGCUCUUGCUUCUUUGGACUCUGGCAGCAUUUUGGAGUGGUGUGAAUAUGCAAGCAACCGGAGAAAUAGAAGUACAAAAUUUUGCAGAAUAUAUUCAAUUAUCUUGUAAAGAGAAAAACAUCUCUGGAAAUAGUUAUAAAUCCACCAAGAGUUUGAAACUGUAUUACCGCGAUGAUAACAGUGGGGAAUACCAGUGUGAGAAUGUAGAAGGCAAAGAAGGAGAAAAAAUAUUUGUAAAACUACGGACGUGCGACAACUGUGUAGAGCUUGAUACCCCCUCCAUCGUGGGCCUGGCGGUCGGAGACGUGGUGGCUACCAUCGUGGUUGGAGUGGCCGUCUAUCUGAUCGCUACUCAAGCUCGGACUAGUCAAGUUAAACCUGCCAAGAAAAAGUCUGAUAGGGAGAAACUGGUUCGUAAUGAAGUGCAGAAUGACGACAACUACCAGAAACUGAUACACCGAGGAAGAUCUGAAUAUGAUGAAAUCAAUAAGAAGUAGAAA